AUGUUUGCGGUUCCCGGUGCGAAGAGGAUCAAAAGGUCUGAACUCUUCGAGGCCGGUGACAGUCCACCCGGCUCUCAAGCGGACUCCAGGUCGGGUUCACCAGCAAGCCCCGGUUGUCGUGACAGUGAUGGUGUCGUGGCCGUUCCCAAUUAUGGCUUUGAUUACGACUUCAUCUCCCAUGAAGUUCAAGUCGAAGCUGGCCUGCCAGAAGCCUCCAACCACGCCGAAAACGGGGAAGGUGACCAAGAACAGGAAUACCAGUUUCGCUUGUUCACAGCAGCUACUUCCCGACCAAAAGCGCAAACAUCACAACUGCAGUCACCAACCUCUCUGAGGCCGACAAUCAGGCUUUCGCGCUCUCCCUCGCCUUCUGCUCUCGAUCGAGCACCGGGCUUGGAUACAGCGCACUUCGUUCGCCCCUACCGCCCGCAGACUUAUUACUUUACCUCCGCUCUUCCGCAGGAGACUAUUCAGACCUUGAGGUCCCAGUACGUAGAAGUCGCGGUCUCAACUUCUGAAGUUCUCUCGCGCGCAAAGUCGGCCAGUUGGCCUGGCAGCACUCUGCCGUGGCGGGUUAUUCACGUGGAGCUCUCAAAUUCACCCCCAUCUGCGGAUCAAACUGCGCAGUCUCGAUCUAGCGCUUUUGUCAAAGCUCACGAUGCUUCGUCUUCCAGAUCAAAGUCAAAGCCAUCGAAGAAACGUCGCAUUGUCCUCCGUCGCCGUCUCGUCAAGCACAAUGAACUAGUUGCAGAGGCGAUGGAUGCGGAGAUGGCGGAGCGCGAGAAGCGGACUCGACGAAACCGCGAGAAAAAGGUCAAACGCAAGGAGAGGGAGAAGAGGAAGAAGCUAUUGGAAGGGCAACCCCAAGCAGAUGAUGGCCUUCACAAUGUUCCUAAGGGCAGCAACCAGGGAGAGGAGAUGCAUGAGGGGAAAGAGGACGCUGAGAUGACGGAUGUUCAGACUGGCCAGAGCCCGUCUGUAGCACCAAAACGCCAGGCUCCCACGGCAAAAGGCAGAGCGCCGACGUCGGCGCAUACCCUAUAG
Molecule: messenger RNA, 1044 nt
Organism: Capronia epimyces CBS 606.96
Lineage: Eukaryota; Fungi; Ascomycota; Eurotiomycetes; Chaetothyriales; Herpotrichiellaceae
Exons: 2
Coding region: 1-1044 (347 amino acids)
Source: RefSeq, a predicted model, not a curated record